Molecule: messenger RNA, 2235 nt
Organism: Python bivittatus (Burmese python)
Lineage: Eukaryota; Metazoa; Chordata; Lepidosauria; Squamata; Pythonidae
Source: RefSeq, a predicted model, not a curated record
AUGCCCCGAUCUGGCGUCUCCAUGAAAGCCAUCCAGUGCCGAGAGACCAGGCUCCCUCUGCGUAUCAAGGGGGAGGCAAUGGGCCCCAAGCUACUUUUCAACUUUGAUCAGCUGGAUGUUGGGAAAAUUUUUGUUGGAUCAGACCACAGUUAUGAGGCCAUCUUAUCUAACCAAGGAGCUAUUGAUGCCCUCUUCAACCUGAUGUGGCCCUCCACUGUGCUGGGUGCCUGUUUUACCUUUCAGCCCAGCGAAGGAAUCAUUGUGCCAGGUGGCCAUCAGGCCAUUCACAUUACUUUCAGCUCCACUGUCCUGGGUCACUUCUUUGAAGAGUUUAAGUUCAAUGUGAACGGAUCUCCCCAGCCUGUGAUCUUAGUGAUUCGGGGCUGUGUCAUCGGACCAACAUUUCAUUUCAGUGUCCCAUCCCUCAAUUUUGGGGAUGUCUCCUUCGGUUUCCCUCAAACUCUGUCCUGCUGCCUCAGCAACACUUCAUUGGUGCCCAUGACUUUCAGCCUCCGUGUCCCAGGAGAUGGUAAUGGAGAGCCAAGUAUUAGGAGUCAAGAUCAAGCCUCUGACAUCUCAAAGCUAACAUGGAGAAAGGCAUCAUUUGCAUCUGCAAGGCCCAAGGAAUUUACCAUCUCUCCCAGCCAUGGUACCAUUCGCUCACAAGGAUUUCUGGACAUUGAGGUGACCAUAUGUUCAAACACAGUGAAGAUAUAUGAAACUGCUCUGGUAGUGGAUGUAAAGGGUAGUGGUGAAGAUGUACUAGCACUUCCAAUUUCAGCAAGAUGCUUCACACCUCCACUAUAUGUGGCUAAUCCUGUUGUGAAUUUUGGACGUUGUUUCCUGAAAUUUCAAUAUCAACAAAUGGCAAAACUUGUUAACAACAGUGACCUUCCAGGAUGCUAUGGUGUUCUUCGCCAGGAAUAUGAGAAGUCCCCUACCAUCUUGUAUUCAAGUCCAGUGCCUUGCGGUAUUAUUCCACCUCGUGCCACAGUUGAAAUCCCAUUAACUUUGAAAGUUGAGGAAAAAGGACACCAGGAAACAGUGGCCUACAUAGCUGUCUUUGGGAAUGAAGACUUCCCACUGAAAAUCCAACUCGGGUCUUUUGGAGAAGGUCCUGUUGUUUAUGUGCACCCUGCUAAGAUAGAUUUUGGCUGCAUCCAGGUUUUAAAGGAUGUUUCCAGGACACUUUGUCUUUCAAAUCAGUCUGUUAUUCCUGCACCAUUUAAGGCACAUAUGGCUCGUGCUCCUUCACUCUGGAGAAUUGAGCCCAGUGAAGGGAUUAUUCCUCCAGAGGUGGAAAUGUCACUUACUCUAAUAGUUAAUUUGGAUGAUACUGUACUGUUUCAGGACAAAAUCAGCCUGGCUAUAGAGAACAGUAAUUCCUAUAUUAUUCCAGUCCAGGCCACAGGCAUUGGAACUACGAUUGUCACAGACAAGCCAUUUGCUCCUGCCAUCAAUCUGGGACCCCAUUUCAGUUUGGACCCAUGCUGCUAUCGUUUCAAAAUAACCAACUAUGGGCGUCGCACCCAUCAGCUUUACUGGAUGACUGAAGGUUUUGCCCCAUUUCGCCAGCGCAACACGCUCCCUGCCGUCAGCGCUAACAUGAAGAACCAAACCUUUCACCCAAAGGCAGAACUGCAGGGUCCUGUGUUCAAGCUUCAGCCACUGAGAAUGGAACUGACCCCAGGAAAGAGUAUGGACAUGGUCCUGGAAGGAUCUUCUGACAUUCCCAAGUUGGUAAAGGAAAGAUUGCUGUGCCAUGCGAUCAUAGGGAAGCAGUCUGGAAAAGAAUGUAUCCUGAAGGUUGAUGUCACUUGUGAAUUCAUUGCCCCAAUUCUACAGAUUUCCUCCAGAGCAGUUACUUUCCGCGUGGAGAAGGUGAGUGUUUGGAUACUAAGACUUCCUGCUGACAUUUGGCAUAAGAUUAGCCAAAAGAAUGGAGCUUUGUGAGCUGGCUCCCUCUAGGAGAUUUGAAUUCAGAGUCCUUUGAGAACUUGCCCGUGUCAGAGGAGGGUCACUAAGAUACUUUUAUUAUGGCUUCUUCCCUUCCUUAUCUCAGUUACUGAUACUCUUGCUUGUCUGGCUGCCAAACAAAGCCUUUAGCUCACAAAGUUCCACUGUCCAGUAUCUGCAUUUCUUUAGACACAACACAUUCCAUUUUCUCCCAGGUUGGAAUCUGUGGAUUUGACAGGCUCUACUCCAUUCCACAUUAACCAAGGGAUGUUGUCUCCA